AAUAUGGAUUUUUAUAACUUUACGUAAGUUCUAUUGACAGAUUUAAUCUUACGUUUUCAAGCAAGAUUGAAAGAUAUGGCCACGAACACAGCACAAGACGCCGUCCGAUGCAGCAUGUGCACGGAGGUCGUCGUCUUCCUAUGCGGCAGUUGUCAUGUUAACCUUUGCGGACAGUGUUUACCGACCCAUCUAGACAGAAACAAAUCUUUGAAGCAUGAAAUUCUUUCAUACACCUCCGAGUCUGUCCAACCGAAACCACAGGCAUCGGAAUGCCAGGACCAUCCUGGAGAAUCUCGAACCCUUUACUGUCAGGACUGCAACGUCCCAAUCUGUUCGCAGUGCCUGAUCAUGACGGGGAAUCACAAUCGACAUGGGGCAGUGAAACUGGCGGAUUUCUCGGAAAAAACCCGGAACAUUAUCAUAGAAGAUUUGAUAGAAUUGCAUCAUUUUGAAAAAGAGUAUUCAAUGAUUGUCAAAGACCGGGAGAAUAAAAUUAAGAAGUACACCGAGCACAGUAAUCAAGAAAAGAGUUCGUUAAAAAAACGAGGGCAAGAGUUGAACCAAAUCCUCACUAAAGCAAUAGAAACAAUUGAACACGAGUUGACUGAUAUGGUUAAAGAAGAUCUUCAGAUUUUACAAAACGAUAAAGACAAAGUGCAGAAUUCAUAUCAAGUAGUAAAAGACUGCAUUGAACGAAACGAACAUAUCUUGAAUGAAGAAAAUUCCUUUAAAAUGCUUGAGUACAAAUCAAUCGUAGAAGAUUUACGGCUUGUACCACCUAUGAAAGACAUAAGUCCACCAAAACUGAUAUUGCCAGACGUGAAAAAAGAAGAAAUCAUUAAACAAGUUGUGUCUCUCCAGUCAUCUGUACACUCCACUCUUCCAGGUUUUACCAUAAGUAAAACGGGCGAUGUUACGAUGGCUUCAACACUAACGAUGAUGGAAGAGCCAACUCUUCUUGUAGUUCUUUUAACGCACUGUACAAAAUUAAAAGGAAUCUGCUGCGAGUCUGAGGAAAAGGUUUGGAUUUAUGGAGAUGACGAGAAGAUUAAACAGCUAGACAAAUCGGGUAAUGCGUUAAAUUCCUUCAAUGCUGCAUCUGGAACCAGUCAGAAAGAUAUUGCGAUGAAUAGUGAUGGCAAUAUUGCAUUUUCUCACAAAGAGGAUGCAUGCAUUUAUUUAGUAAAGAAGACCAAGAUCGAGAAGUUUGUCGAUGUAUCCGGCUGGAUACCCUAUGGUCUCUGCUUUAAUUCAGACGGAGAUUUAAUGGUCUGCAUGAGACGGAAUGAUUAUACAGAAAGCAAAGUGGGUGUAUUUGCCGAUGGUAAAUUGAAACAACAAUUUCAAUUCGACGAUAUUAGGAAACCAUUAUUUUCAAUAAGCCGGAACAGCAUGUAUAUCUGUGAAAACGGAAAUGGCGACAUCUGUGUUUCUGACUGGAACGCAUGCGCAGUGAUAGUGAUGAAAAAAUCCGGAGAAUAUCGCUUCCGUUAUACCGGGUGUCUAUCGCGCAGCUUUAAAGAGUUCUAUCCUCACGGUAUUGCAACUGACAGUUACUGUCGUAUUCUGAUCGCAGAUCGAGAUAAUAACUGUGUUCAUGUAACCGACAGAAACGGAAAGUUCGUCCGGUAUAUCACGUGUGGUUUGCAGGAUCCGUUUGUUUUGAGCUUGGAUACAGAGGAAAAUCUUUGGGUUGGAGAAUGCGACACUGCCUGCAUCAAAAUCAUCAAGUAUCUUGAGUGACUUGAC
This is a messenger RNA of Magallana angulata, 1749 nucleotides long. RefSeq lists its product as uncharacterized. Gene Ontology annotation, biological process: positive regulation of DNA-templated transcription. The coding region runs from base 76 to 1743 and encodes 555 amino acids. The transcript has a single exon. The record is from RefSeq and is a predicted model, not a curated record. Gene Ontology annotation, molecular function: ubiquitin-protein transferase activity; protein binding; zinc ion binding. Lineage: Eukaryota; Metazoa; Mollusca; Bivalvia; Ostreida; Ostreidae. Gene Ontology annotation, cellular component: chromatin; nucleoplasm.